Anneissia japonica is the source of this 2019-nucleotide messenger RNA. Its product is annotated as biogenesis of lysosome-related organelles complex 1 subunit 6-like. Gene Ontology annotation, cellular component: extrinsic component of membrane; transport vesicle; BLOC-1 complex. Lineage: Eukaryota; Metazoa; Echinodermata; Crinoidea; Comatulida; Comatulidae. The transcript has 6 exons. The record is from RefSeq and is a predicted model, not a curated record. Bases 141 to 815 code for a protein of 224 amino acids. Gene Ontology annotation, biological process: intracellular transport.
UCAUCCAUCAUCACUUCGUGAACUGGUAUUUCAAGGUUGGGCCGCAGUUAAUUCUCUGAUCUUGUUUUGACAUCUCCGAAGCAUGUGAAAGGUUAUGUAUUCCUAACAUACACUAUGGUGUGAAAAAAAUCAGAAGUAAAAUGGAAGGAAGUGAAAGAUUUAGUGGAGAUACUGAAGAACCUUCGAAUGAAUAUUUACCAAGAAAUGAGGUUGUAAUGGAGCGAAAUGAAGAAGAUUUAAAUUCCUCUAUUAAAACUACAAAGGAAAAUACCAUACAAAAUACAGAGGAAAAUACAAAAGAAAUCACAGAGCAAAAUGCAAAGGAUAGUAAUACAGAAGAAAAUGAAACAGAAACAUUACAGAAGAUCUCUAUCACUGAUAAUUUCUUAAAAGAGGAGGAGGAUAUUCUUAAUAUUGAUGACCAAGUUAUUGACAGUUUAUCAGAAGGCUUACUUCAUAAAAUUCAACCAGAAAUUGAUUCUUUUAGCAACUCAUUCCAAGAGUUAACGAGAAAUCAACGGGUGUUGAUGGAGACAGUCCAACAAGAAAAUGUUAAAUUAUUGGAAAAUAGAGAUAUCAAUGAUUUGGCAGCCAUGGUAGCAGAUGCCAAAGUGUAUUAUCAAAAACUUGUCAACAUAAAGAAAGACAUGUUGCAACUCCAUGAAAAAACAACUAAAAUCAAGAAAAGAGCAUUAAAAUUACAAGGGCAAAAAAUGAAGCAAAAUCUUUUAAAAGAACAGCAAAGAGAUCAUGAACUUGAGCAAGAGCGUAAACUAAUCGCGCAGCCCGCUGCUCAUAAAUCUGACAUCCUCUGAUCAAGAUGAUUACAAAUAUAUCAGGGGUAGAGCCAGUGGUAGGGGCAGGCAUCAGGGAGAGAGGAAACUUCAUUUGUCAAAGAUCACAAAAUCAUAAAUGAGUUUUCAAUGAUUUACAGAUAUUUUACUACAAAAAAAGAAUCUUUCAGUUGCUGCCAGUACCUGUAUAUAUGCAUAGAUUUCAUACUGUAUUUGCGGUAACAACUAUUAAAAAAAAAAAUAUCAGAACAAAGGGAAGGAGACUAAUUAUACUAAGCAGUUAAUAAUUUUCCAAAAAGCUCAUAUAAAAAUAGAUGGCAGUUUGUAUAUCUUACACAUGUUUUUCAUGUCAUUUUACAUAUUUUUUGAUGUUGAAAAAUAGACUGAUUCAUUUAACUCAUAAAAAUAUUCUUUCACUUGCAAUCAUAAACCUUCAUUAUUUAUAUUGAAUUGAAAUAAUGUAAUUUUUUUUUCCUCAUGACACUUUGGAAUAUUUUCUAAAAUGCAGAAAAAUGAUACUACCUGUACUAUGUAAUAUGCAUUUUGUUUUUAUACAGUAUUGUUAUUCUUGAAUGUUAUGAGAAUAAAAAUUACUAUGUUUUAAUAUAUUUUUGCUUUGUAAAUUAUGGCACUAGUCUAAAAGAAGUUAUGAAUUUAGUAAUAAAUAUGUUUUAAUAUUAUCAACACUUUGUGUUUGUAGGGUAAAUUGCAUCAUUGAUCACUGCUGUGUUACAUGUGAGAUUCAGUUUAAUCAGGGUUAUUAAAGAAUCAUAGAUGUUUUUAUUAUGUCAUUUGGUAUAUCCAAAUUUAAGGGUGCAAUACAGAUAAAAAAUAUAACGUUAAUUCAGAACGAUAUAAAAGCCAUCUUUAAUUAUCCUACUUGUUUAUUUAAUUCAGUUUAAGUUCAAUAGUCAUUAUAUAAUAUGUCAGUAAUUUGCUUAUUAAAAGAUGUCUAUUUUAAUAAAAUUAAUACAAAUGGAAGAAUUUUGUGAACAGUCUUAUAAGGCCAUAUUAUUUCUUUUUGUUAGCUAGUAAAUUGUGUAUCUUAAAUAAUCAGGGCGGAUCCAGGACUUUUCGUUAGGGGGAUGGCAGGCUACCAAAAUUUAUAUCGCUUUUAAUAUCCAGUUAUUUUCUGUUCCAUGCUAAUAAAACAAAGAAAUAACCCUUAAUUUAAUUCAAUUGAGACAAUGUGUAUGUGACAGAUAUAAAAUCAGUAGAACUUUUG